This is a messenger RNA of Ophidiomyces ophidiicola, 1050 nucleotides long. RefSeq names its product ribosomal RNA assembly protein krr1 (gene KRR1). The record is from RefSeq and is a predicted model, not a curated record. The transcript is spliced from 3 exons. Gene Ontology annotation, cellular component: small-subunit processome; nucleolus. Bases 1 to 1050 code for a protein of 349 amino acids. Gene Ontology annotation, molecular function: RNA binding. NCBI's taxonomy places the organism in Eukaryota, Fungi, Ascomycota, Eurotiomycetes, Onygenales, Onygenaceae.
AUGCCAUCGACACACAACAAAGAAAAGCCCUGGGACACUGAGGAUAUAAAUAAAUGGAAGAUUGACGAGUUUAAGCCUGAGCAUAAUGUCGCCGGGACUUUUGCUGAAGAGUCAUCUUUUGUUAGCCUAUUUCCAAAAUAUCGAGAGGUAUAUUUGAAGGAGACGUGGCCUAUGGUCACUAGGUCUCUGGAGAAACAUGGGAUUGCCUGUACGCUAGAUUUGGUGGAGGGCAGCAUGACCGUGAAAACUACGCGAAAAACAUUUGACCCCGCUGCUAUUCUCAAGGCGCGAGAUUUGAUCAAACUACUGGCGAGAAGUGUUCCCGCUCCGCAAGCUUUGAAAAUACUAGAAGACGAUGUAGCUUGCGAUAUCAUCAAAAUCAGAAACCUCGUCCGCAACAAGGAGCGAUUUGUGAAGCGGCGCCAACGUAUCUUGGGGCCUUCCGGUUCUACUCUGAAGGCGCUAGAGCUGCUCACAAGUACCUAUCUUCUAGUCCAAGGCAACACGGUCGCCGCAAUGGGCCCCUAUAAAGGUCUGAAGGAAAUUCGUCGUAUAGUCGAGGACUGCAUGAAUAAUAUCCACCCAAUCUACCAUAUCAAAGAAUUAAUGAUAAAACGCGAACUUGCGAAGGAUCCCCAAUUAGUAAAUGAAAGUUGGGAUAGAUUCCUUCCACAGUUUAAGAAACGAACAUUAAGCAAGAGGAAGCGACCGUUAAAGAUCACUGAUAAAUCUAAGAAGGUGUACACUCCGUUCCCACCGCCACAGCAGAAGAGCAAGAUCGAUUUACAGAUUGAGAGUGGUGAAUAUUUCUUAAACAAGGCAGCGAAAGAGAGAGCAAAGAAAGAAGAAGUCAUGGAACGGCAGCGAGAGAAGAGGGCGGAGAAGGUAAAGGAGAUGGAAAAGGAUUUUGUUCCGCCGAAAGAAGAUGCUAGUGAAAAGAAGAAAAAGAAACGAAAACGCCAGGAAGAUGAAACGACAGAGAAAAUACCAAGUGGAGAGAAGAAGUUGAAGAAAAAGCGGAAAGCGAAAGAAGACUCGAAUCACGAAUGA